AUGACCGUCCAACCCUCAUUUGCUCAGUUAACAGCUGAGGCUUACCCAAAAGUUAAGAGAAAUAGUAGUUUUAAAGUUAUCGAUUCGGCAGAUAAAGAUUAUUUCCGUUCUAUUUUGUCGAAGGAUGAGAUCAUUGAAUCACAAUCUCCAGAAGAGCUUGCUUCCUUCAAUCAGGAUUGGAUGAAGAAAUAUAGAGGCCAGUCGAAUUUAGUUCUAUUUCCCAACUCUACUGAGAAAGUAUCCAAAAUUAUGAAGUAUUGUAAUGAUAAUAAACUGGCUGUCGUGCCUCAAGGAGGGAAUACGGAUUUAGUAGGAGCUUCAGUCCCUGUAUUUGAUGAAAUUAUUCUUUCUCUCAAGAACAUGAAUAAAGUGAGAGAUUUUGACCCUGUUAGUGGAACGUUCAAGUGUGAUGCUGGUGUUGUUAUGCGUGAUGCUCACCAAUUUUUAUCUGACCAUGAUCAUAUUUUCCCAUUGGAUCUACCUUCAAGAAAUAACUGUCAUGUAGGUGGUGUUGUCUCCACUAAUGCAGGUGGGCUAAAUUUGCUAAGAUAUGGUUCUCUACACGGUAACGUUUUGGGUCUAGAAGUUGUCUUGCCUAAUGGUGAAAUCAUUAGUAGUAUUAACGCUUUGAGAAAAGAUAACACUGGUUAUGAUUUGAAACAGUUGUUUAUCGGUGCAGAAGGUACCAUCGGUGUCAUUACUGGUGUUUCUAUACUCGCAGCUGCAAAGCCCAAAGCUCUUAACGCCAUUUUUUGCGGUAUUGACAGUUUCGAUACUGUUCAGGACUUGUUCGUCAAGGCCAAAGGAGAACUGUCUGAAAUCCUUUCUGCAUUUGAAUUUAUGGAUCGCGGUUCCAUCGAGUGUACCGUCGAAUAUCUGAAAGGUAUGCCUUUUCCCUUGCAAAAUCAUCACAACUUCUAUGUUCUUAUCGAAACCUCUGGAUCUAACAAGAUACAUGACGAUGAAAAACUACACGCCUUUCUUUCAAGCGCUUUGGAUUCCAAACUGCUCUCUGAGGGUGUGAUGGCUAAGGACAAAGCUGACUAUGAGAGACUUUGGACAUGGAGAAAGUCUGUGCCACCAGCUUGUAACUCAUAUGGUGGUAUGUACAAAUAUGACAUGUCUCUUCAAUUGAAAGACUUAUACUCUGUGUCCGAAGCUGUCACGAAGAGACUAAACGAGGCUGGCUUAAUUGGUGAUGCGCCAAAGCCAAUCGUCAAAUCUGUCGGGUAUGGUCACGUCGGUGAUGGUAACAUUCACCUGAAUAUUGCCGUCAGAGAAUUCACUAAAGAGAUUGAAGGCUUAUUAGAGCCUUUUGUUUAUGAAUACAUCGCCUCAAAGAAAGGUUCCAUCAGUGCUGAACAUGGUGUUGGUUUCCAUAAGAAAGGGCAUUUGCAUUACUCAAGAAGUGACAUUGAAAUCAGAUUUAUGAAAGAUGUCAAAAACCAUUACGAUCCAAACGGAAUUUUGAAUCCAUACAAGUACAUUUAA
Torulaspora delbrueckii is the source of this 1491-nucleotide messenger RNA. RefSeq names its product FAD-binding oxidoreductase. The transcript has a single exon. Gene Ontology annotation, molecular function: FAD binding; catalytic activity. The record is from RefSeq and is a predicted model, not a curated record. Gene Ontology annotation, cellular component: mitochondrion. Bases 1 to 1491 code for a protein of 496 amino acids. NCBI's taxonomy places the organism in Eukaryota, Fungi, Ascomycota, Saccharomycetes, Saccharomycetales, Saccharomycetaceae.